Molecule: messenger RNA, 1732 nt
Organism: Papaver somniferum (opium poppy)
Lineage: Eukaryota; Viridiplantae; Streptophyta; Magnoliopsida; Ranunculales; Papaveraceae
Product: transcription repressor OFP5
Exons: 1
Coding region: 232-1578 (448 amino acids)
Biological process (GO): negative regulation of DNA-templated transcription
Source: RefSeq, a predicted model, not a curated record
GGGUUUUUCUUUUGAACGAAACCAUUAGCAAUUACCCAGUAGCAACAACACGUCCCCACAACUCUCUAACACCCAUAAUAACAAACCUAACCUAACUGUCUCAGUAACUGCUACCACCAUCUUUCCCCUCCUUUCAGUUUCAAAGUUGUUUAACCAGCAAAAACAACUUCAACAUCUUAUCUCUUCAUUCUUCUUUUAUAGAAAAUCAUAACCAAACCCUGUAGUGAGGAAAUGAACAAGAUGAAAUGGGAUAGAAAAAAGAACCCACAAUCAUCAACACCAUCAUCUACAACUACAACUAUUACAUCAUCACCUGCUUUUUCUACAAUCUCUCAAGUUUUCCCAGUUUCUUGGUUUUCUAAACUCAAGCAAUUGAGCAAUAAAUCCAAAACCCAAACUGGAAAGACAAAGGAAAAGUCUGAACUUUUCAAUUCGGCAAAACUUCAUCAAGGAGGUAUAGUCCAUGACAACGAGGCUUUCUGGAGACUUUCUUUCGGCGUGGAUGAAAGUUUUGAUGGCGAGACUUACAGAAGUGCUAUGUAUAAUUCUGAUAAUGAACCACCAUUGUUAAAUUGUGGAAGUUGUGGAAAUGCCAAAGAAGACAAUCAGAAGUUCACUAAUAUGGUAUCUGAUAUUAGAAAGAUGAGACAAUUUAGGAAGGAAAAUCAAGAACAAGGGAUUAUGUUAGAAACGCCAUCAUGGAACAAAGUUCGAAAAGGUCGAAAAGUUAUUGCCAGGAAAUCAAGAAGAACAGAUCAGAAAUGUUCGCAAGAACGGUAUUCUGAUUCUGGCCGAGAAUCGAAUAAACCGAAUCCAAAAAGAACUACAACUAGUACAGAACUGGAACAAGCAGAGAAGAAAACCAAGGAUUUAGAGCCAAUUAAAAUGAUAGAAGACACUGAGAAUGGGUACGGCAGUUGUGCGGCUUCAGGUUCAAGGAAAUCUCUCUACAUUUCAUCUUUGAACUCUGCACAUGGACGAGGAAGAAGAAUUGAGGAAGGAGCAGAGGAAUUUACAGACUUGAAUUCUAUAAGUUCUAAGAUCCAAGGGCUAAACGUAGAAAAAUUUGAAGGUUCGGAUAGAAAAGCAGCUAAAGAAUCAAAGAUUAAGGAUAUUAUGUCUAAAAGUGAGAAGCAGAGAAAAUCAACUCAUCAAAACAGAGAAGAACAAACGCAACGAACAAAACAGACUAGUAAAGCAAGAGCAUAUUCACCACGGACUGCUUCAAAGAUUGAAAUCUGUAAAAUUAGAGCUCUUGAGGACAUGAAGAAGGCAAAAUGGAAGAAGAUGAAGCGAAGGAUAAGACUAGAAAACAAACAAGAUCUAGAGAGUUUUGCAGUGGUGACGUGUUCAUACAAUCCUCAAAAGGAUUUCAGGGAUUCAAUGCUGGAGAUGAUUGUAGACAAUGAAAUCCGACAGCCAGCAGAACUUGAAGAACUCCUGGCUUGUUAUUUAUCGUUGAACUCUGAAGAAUACCAUGGUGUGAUCAUCAAUGUUUUCAAGCAGGUAUGGUUCGAUCUGAAUCUACCUCAAUUAAGUCCUGAAUUAGAAGUCACUAACCAUAUAUAUUCAGAUUAAUCAUAGUGAGUUGUGAGCUCCAGUGUAUAUAUUAAUAAUACAAGCAAGCUAACGAUGAGAUGCUUGCGUUAAUGUAAUUUGUUGGUAAGCAAGCAUGUUAUAGUACAUAAACUACUUUAACAUGAGCAAUGAAAUACCUUGUGGAAUUAGGUCA